AUGAAUAAAAACAAAUUCGACAUACUUAAUCCUCAAAAUUAUGAACAUUGUAUGGAAGAAUUAUCAAAAAAUGAAGAUUUGCUUCAAUUAAUGCAAAAAGGUUUUCAGUUAACUUAUGAUAAAACUUGUGGUCUUCAGCUAGAUGAACUGCAAGAAUUAAUUCAAUUAGAACAUGAAGAAAAUGCACAAUUUAUGUUCAAAGAAAUACAGAAGUUAUCUGAAGGGCAAUCAACAUGGUUAGCCGCAACAUCAGGUGAUACAAUAGAACGUAAUACAAUUGUUGUAUUUGGCAAAAUCGUCGAUGGUAAAUAUGAUAUUUUGACUGUUCGAGCUACGCAGAUCAAAACAUUCGAUAAACAAAAGUUAAUAGCUUGUGGUAUUGGAGCUUUUUCUCUUGGUGUAUGUGUUGGUGCAAUUACUACGCCUUUAUUUGGUAUGCUUGCUGGUGGAUCAAUACUUGCAGCUAGUGGUGUCAAGACAAUGUAUGAUUAUCAAAAGGAUUUGCCGAAUUUGAUCUAUGGAUAUAUUUUUCAACAGCUAACUGAUAAAAAUGUUAUUACUGUUGAGAACGGUUGUUAUAAAAUUUAA
Molecule: messenger RNA, 588 nt
Organism: Adineta steineri
Lineage: Eukaryota; Metazoa; Rotifera; Eurotatoria; Adinetida; Adinetidae
Source: the annotation of a GenBank genome assembly